This is a messenger RNA of Plasmodium inui San Antonio 1, 1344 nucleotides long. RefSeq lists its product as hypothetical. The coding region runs from base 1 to 1344 and encodes 447 amino acids. Gene Ontology annotation, cellular component: nucleus. NCBI's taxonomy places the organism in Eukaryota, Apicomplexa, Aconoidasida, Haemosporida, Plasmodiidae. Gene Ontology annotation, biological process: regulation of gene expression. Gene Ontology annotation, molecular function: histone binding. The transcript has a single exon. The record is from RefSeq and is a predicted model, not a curated record.
AUGAGCUCACAGAAGGAAAGCAAGAAACGCAAAUCGGACGCACUGGACCAGGCGUGCCUGGAGCUGAGCGAAGAAGUGGAGAACGCGGAGGAAGUCAUAAAGAAAAAUGAGGAAAUAGAAGAAGAAGAUCUGGAGAUACAGUUCAACAAUUGGAAGGUUAACAGCGGAUUGCUCUACGACUUUGUCAGCAGAAAGGAAUUAGAAUGGCCAUCACUCUCCAUCGAUUUUGGAGACUUUCAUAAUGAGAAUGAUGAAGAUAAUGUGUUUAAUCAGAUCGUGUGCGUAGGAACACAUACGUCGAAUAAAGAGCCCAACUACCUGUACGUGUGUGAAGUGCUGUUCCCUCUGGUGCAGCUCCCACAAGAGAACUGUAUUUACAAAACGAAUGAAAACUACGAAGGGUUUGAUUUCUGUUCUGAUAAGAAGAAGUUUACCAUCCAGUCGAAAAUCGCACACGAAGGAGAAGUCAACCGAAUCAAGUUCCUCCCCCUGGAGAAGAAGAACAUUGUUGUCACCAAAGCGAUCGAUGGGAAUCUUCACCUCUUCGAUAUCAACAAACACAAAAUUGAAACAAGUGAAGAUAAAAUGAACCCAGAAGUCUCCUUCAUUGGAAACUCUUCCGAUGGAUUCGGCCUCGAUUUCAAUUCAGACAAGAAAUAUGCCUUAACCUGUGGAAAUGAUGGACUGCUAAAUCUCUACGAUUACACCGAAUUGAGUAGUAAACAAACGAGCCCUUUCUAUAAAGUGAAAUAUAAGUCUCCACUGAAUGAUGUGUGUGCAACGAAUGAUCCCAAUUUGAUCUUGGCUUGUGCUGAUAAUGGCUACAUCUUGAUGUACGACAUUAGAGUCAAGGGAGAAGAACCCGCCCAACAGGUUCUAGGACAGCAGGUACCCGUUAACUGCAUCUCGUUAAAUAAGUUCACUGGACAUUUUGCCUCUGGAAGCGACAAUGGAAAGAUCAAAAUAUGGGAUAUUAAACAGUUUAGUGAACCUCAGCACAUCAUCCAUGCACAUAAGGAGCCCAUUAUCCGACUCAACUUCUCUCCUAAUGAUUCGUCUAUCCUCGCCUCUGCUAGCACUAGUCGCUUCAUCAAUAUCUACAAUUUGACCAAAAUUGGAGAAGAACUGGAUGCCAUUGACUUGUCCGAUGGUCCAUCGGAGCUGAUUUUCUCUCAUGGAGGACAUACACAGCCGAUUACCGACUUCAACUGGAAUCACCACAAGCAGCUCAAGAUGUUCAUAGGCUCCACUGGCGAGGAUAACACGCUGCAGUUCUGGCAACUCAAGACGGAGCUCCUGGACGAGGCCAACACCGUCCCGACGUCCAACACGGACGUGGAGUGA